Molecule: messenger RNA, 1647 nt
Organism: Mesorhabditis spiculigera
Lineage: Eukaryota; Metazoa; Nematoda; Chromadorea; Rhabditida; Rhabditidae
Source: the annotation of a GenBank genome assembly
AUGAUGAUCCUUGCAAGGAGUUGCUUAGAAGUCGCCCGGGCCGAUUAUGCUCAUAUCACGUUGUCGACUUUUGAUACCUUGCUAAGCGAGUACCUGACGUCGGAGAUGAUGGCGGAGAAGAGUUCAAAUCUCAAAGCGCAGCUAAAAAUUUCUGCAUCUGAUCCUCCCACUGAUGAUGAUCUCCUUGAUUUGAUUCGGAUCCACAUCGCCUUCGUCGAGUUGCGGAAUCACAGGCUGGCAAAUCGGGUACGAGUCCGAGAAGAACCAGAAUGGGCCGACAUCUUCAACAGGGGCAUCAAGAAAUUCUUGGACGUGGCGAGGGAAAGAGCGACGGCUCGUGUUGGACUGUCUUGUCAGCUCGAUAUUCCGAUCAACACCGGCGCCAACGAGAUGAAGCAGUCCAGCAGUCACGUGGAUGUUUGCCAUAUUGUUGAGCAGCUUACCGUCUGCUGGGAGCGCUGUGAAAUCACGGACCCGCGACUUCGAGCCGAGCUGACGGAACGAUUUGUCGAUUUGCUGUGUGAAGUCGUGAAGAAUUAUUCUAUAAAGACUAUUGCUGCCCUUGAAGCCGAAGGAUUCACCGGAGAUUUGCAAGUCUUCUUACCAUCCGCCUUGUUGAGUAUUUUCUGCUCGGCCAUCAACAACUGCGAGCAUGUUCGACGCGCUCUGAUCGUUCACGAAAAAUUGCGUUUGGACGAUUUGGGGACGAAGGAGGAACGUGAACAAAAGGGCGGUUCCAAGUGGAAGAUAUUGAUCGAACAGCGGCUAGAAGACUGCGAGGAGAUGAUCUCGGCCGAGAUUGACAGGAUGAUUGACAAAUUGAUCAAGCGCCUCCUCCCCCAAAUGAAAAAGCACGUUUUCCACUUGGCUUGGUCACCUUCAGCCUGUGCCGUUGAGGACUCCCUGAAGCCGCUGACAGAUAUGCUAGACAUCGAGCUAUCAGCCGUCCACCGGCAGCUUCUUCAUAAGAAUUUCCUGCGAGUCCUGGCCAACCAAGCUGCAGCAGUCGUGAUGCUGUUGCGAGGAUGUGUGGAUGAGAAUCCAGGGAUGGAACCCCAUUUCUACCAGCGCUUAUUCGAUUCUUGGGCCGUCUUGGUCGACUUCUUCCACGCUGGAGGGAAAGGAAUCUCGAUGGAACAACUCGAGACUACCCCUCAGCAUAUGGACCUCACUCGAAUCCUUUCACUAAACCAGACCCCGACCGAACAUUUGAUCGAGAAGUAUUACAAGGAGUUGUUGAAGCAGCAGAACGAAGUGACGGACUGCAAAUACGGGAUUCUCAACCUACGUGCCUACUACAAUGCCAAGUCCCAGACGCUGAGGUUGGACGUCAUCGGCGCCAAGCAAGUGAUCCCACUGGACACCAAUGGACUCCACAUCCCGCAAAAAGUCCCACCCGGCGCCCUACUCCACUUCACGGUUAUGGACCACGACUAUCUAAGAUCGAACGACUUUGCCGGGGAGGCAUAUUUGGAGUUGAUUGAUGUACCUGGCUUCUCGCCAACUACAGCACCAACGACGCUUCGGCAAUUCAAUCUGGUUUUGAUCCAUCCCGUCAAUAAUUGCAAAGACGUCUUCCAAGUCCUCGACAGUCGAAAAGAAGACAAGGAAGCUCAGGAUUUUCUCCGGAACGUCCAGCUAAAUUAC